UUUAGGAAGCCGGUCACUUUUUGGGUUCUGUCACUUUGGCCAAUCAUUCCCAGUGAUUAUCCUGAUUUCUGACCCGACGGUUCAAUGUUACCAAGGUCCUGUGGCGUGAUAUUACUUCUGAUUUUCCAUGCACUUGGCGUUCCCGUAGUCCCCAAGAAGAAGCCAAGCGAAGAAGUUCUCAAAAAAGAGUUGGGUGAAGCUGACUUUCAGGAGUUGCAUCGUCAGUUGGCAAGCGAAAGGCUGGAAAUGGUAAAGAAGUAUGUGCACCUGAAACCCGAAGAGCGUACCGAAUAUGCCAAAAAGGUUAAAGAAGAGUUUCUCAAACGAGCGCAACAUGAAACUGUCUACGAACCGGGUAGUCAACCGCAACUUCAGGAAGUCUGGCGCGACGAAGAUCUCAUGGACGAUGACUCGUAUUCACCCAACAUGCUAUUCAAAAAGCAUGACUUGAAUAAUGAUCAAUUCUUGGAUUCACAUGAAAUCAAUGCUUUGAUUGAACAUGAAAUCGAAAAAAUAUAUCCGGCCAACGAAACGGGGCAUGAACCUUUGAGAAAUAUGGAAAUGCGUCGGAUGAGGUCGGCAUUAUUGGAACGUAUGGAUCACAAUCAUGAUGGAAAGGUAUCACUCGCAGAGUUCCUCUCUCCUAUGCAAGAUUACGACGACGAUGAUGAAUGGAUGCCUCUCGAGGAUCUCCAGGACGCACCUGAUUUUGAGAAGAAAACCGAUGACAAAUAUGUGCUGGACUACGCGAAGCAGCAACUUGAGCUCCACCCUGAGGACCAUGACUUGGAAGAAGCGAUGCACGUGUUGAACGGUGUGAAAGGGAUACCGGAUCCAUCUCACAAUCCUCCUGACUCGGCCAAAUCGUACUUUGACAUGAAGCCUUCUAGUGGUGGUGGUGCCGCUGUCCAAAAUCCUCCGCCCGUUGCCCCUGUCACUGCACCGAAUGCUGACCAAACCCCUCAAAAACCCUCAUGAUGAGUUUCCGUGUUACUUUACUGCGUCUUUCAUGCUUCCUUUGCAACUUCGUUCAAAUCGAUGGAUUGUCUCUUAAUGCAUUUCCUGUUUCGAUGAUUGUCGUGGUGUAUCGUUCUUCUGUAUUUGAUCGCUUCCUGUCACUUUAUCCGUCAUAAAUACACAAUGGUCU
This is a messenger RNA of Opisthorchis viverrini, 1147 nucleotides long. RefSeq lists its product as hypothetical. The record is from RefSeq and is a predicted model, not a curated record. The transcript has 8 exons. Bases 85 to 978 code for a protein of 297 amino acids. NCBI's taxonomy places the organism in Eukaryota, Metazoa, Platyhelminthes, Trematoda, Opisthorchiida, Opisthorchiidae. Gene Ontology annotation, molecular function: calcium ion binding. Gene Ontology annotation, cellular component: extracellular exosome; endoplasmic reticulum-Golgi intermediate compartment.